AGCCCUUGCCGCCACAACAGCCAUGUUGGCUGGCUGACUGGGGAGAAGGAGGUGGCGGGAGCUGUAGUCCAAAACAUCCGGACCGGCGAGCGAAGGUUUCGAGGCGGAAGGGGCGGGCUACGGAGGCCGACGGAGGCCAAUCCGGACCGCCCGGCGCUUUUCCCGGCACCCCCCCGGGCGGGUUGUACACAAUCAUCAUGGCUGCCGCCUCUGCCACCCCCGGUGCGCGCGCGAGAGAGAGCGGGGUCCGCCAGGGUCGGGGGCGCGCGGAGGGAAACAAGGGGCAAGGCCUGGGCUGUACACUUUGGGGGUGGGCGACCCCCGGCCUUCCCUCUCCCCUUGCCAGGGCAGCCCCAAACUCCCCCCUCAAGGCAGCGACUAGGCUGGGUUGGGCUGGAGGUUCACCCUCACCUGCCUCCCCUCUCUCGGCCUCGUGCCUUGAGCCACUUUUUCCUAAAGCGCCACCCACCCAGGAAAGCUUCGGAGGGUCUUCCUCGGGGGAGGCGCCCUGGCACGAGGGAGGGGAGUUUCCCAGGCGUGUAGCCGAGGUCUGCCUGGCUUCAGCCCUGAGACGGGCUGGGCCCGCAAAACUGGGGGCGGGUGCAGAGAUGGGGGGUGUAGGGAGAAAUACUGCAAGGCAUAAGAAUGAGGAAAGUAGGGUUCUGCUCGCCAAGCGGGUACAAUUGGGGGAGGCACUCCAGUACUGGAAUAAGUGCUAUUAAACGAAGAGAAAAUAGUUACUGUUGGGAGUGUUUUGAGCUGACUCUGUACCUGCCGCUGACAUAAUUCAGCCCCGACUGAAGUCUUAAUUUGGAUUGGUGGGGGUUUUUGUUUUUAUUUUGAGUGUUGUCCCAAAACAGUGCAUAAGGAGUGUAUGUAUACAUAUCCCACCUCUCUCAAGGGGGCUGUUCUCAUUUGUUUCCUUUCUUUGCAGAUUCGGAUGACACCAGCAUGGAUGCAGAAGCUGAGAAUCCGCCUCUAGACUGCAGGGAUGGCAGCGAUCCUCUUUCUGCUGAGAAACCUUUGGAGACUGAUGAUCCUCAAAGUGAUCCACCUGACCCACAGGCUUCUGUCAGCAAUGGCGGCGAUUCUGAGAUUGGGAAAGAGCUGGUUGAGCUAAAAAUUAUCUGGAACAAAAAUAAGUAUGACUUGAAGUUCCCACUUGAUAACACAGGGGCUGACCUGAAGCAGAAAAUCCACUCACUCACAGGUGAGGCUGUCUGUGUUUUAUGGAGAGGUAAUUCUACCACGUGACCUUCCCAUCAUAUCUGGAAGAAAUUCCUGCGUUAAAAAGUCUUCCCUGUUGAUUCCUUCUUUGCUAGGCCUUCCACCUGCAAUGCAGAAGGUCAUGUUCAAAGGACUUCUACCAGAGGAUAAAACUUUACGGGAAAUCAAAGUGAUCAAUGGAGCAAAAAUAAUGGUGGUUGGCUCAACUAUCAAUGAUGUCUUGGCAGUAAACACACCAAAAGAUGCUGCUCAGCAGGAAGUGAAAUCAGAAGAGACCAAAAAGGAGCCCCUUUGCAGACAAAAGGUUGGUUACAACUUCCAGCCUAGGUGGCUUGUUUGGACUGAAAGUGUACAUGGAUCUCCCAGGUAAAAUGGGAGUACCCCUUUUGACCAUAGACCAGUUAAAAGGAAGGACCUUGAGGUCCAUGUGCUUCAGUGAAAAGUUAACUUGAAGCUCCUUAUCUUGAUAAUUCCUGCAGCAGCCUUCUGGUUAGAUCAGUAUUCCAAUAACUGAGAGAGCAAGUUGCCUAAAAACUAUCUGCAAGUCCAAGGUUGAAGAGCCAUUUGAACUCUAUUUAACUUUAGUGGAACGAACAGUGUAGUGACUGUAAUUUAGCAAUAAAUAACAUUUUAUAGCCAAAUGGUACUGCCCUUUAGGUACUCCUGUUGAAUUUGGCCUUUGUCACCUUUGGCCGAUAGCUAAUUCUGCUAUCAACUGGCCAGUUUUGAGGUGGGAAUCUCUGUGAGAUCUUCUCAUGCUUUCCUUUGCAAAGUUACUAAUGUGAUAGUUUUCACCAAAGUUGUGGUGUAAACCCUUGAAUUUUAGGGAAGUGUGUGAAUUUAUAACUACUGAUAGACAGAAUACAUACUAUGCAUUUCUUGAUUGCAUUUGGAUUGUGUGGCUAAGAUAAGAGGUAACUAAUUGCCUGUGUAUCUUCUUGAAAUUCUUAAAAAUCUCAAUAUGUUAGCAAGUAGGUAGAUGGGAAAAUCUUCUAGGCUUUUGUCAUGUUUAUUUUUUAUUUCCGCUUUGUUACAGCAACACAGGAAAGUGUUAGAUAAAGGAAAACCUGAAGAUGUGAUGCCUUCUGUCAAGGGUGCCCAGGUGUGUGAGUAGGCUGUGUCAUUGUUGAGCUCCAUAGGAGCCAGUGGCAGUUUCUGGGGCUCUUCCUUCUCUCCUACACUUGUGUCCUGUAGAGGAGGGUGGCUUUUUUAACUUUGUGCUGUAAAGCUGGCAGAAGCUUCCUGUUGUUCACAGAAGACCUCUGUUCUCAACUUCUUAGGAGCGCCUGCCAACUGUUCCUUUAUCGGGCAUGUACAACAAGUCGGGUGGAAAAGUGCGGCUCACCUUUAAACUUGAACAAGAUCAGCUCUGGAUUGGCACUAAAGGUAGGUGCUCAAAAUUAUAUACUUUGGGGGGACCAGAAGACUUCUCUCUGGGGGAGUACUGAUGGCAUGUUUAGUGUUUCACAGCUGACCCCUUGCAAGAUUUCUGAGCCUGUAGAGUCAUCCUGUUCGGGUGAUGGUUUAGGAGCAACAGAUAGAAACAUGCUACAGUUCAUGUGAAGCUUGAGCGGAAAAGGCAUUGGUGAUUUAGAUACCUUAGAGUGCUUUUCCUGUACAUCUUUGACCAAUUAAUAAUUUGGCCUGCUUGAAGGGUUUUACCUACCUAAUAUAUGAGGGCUUUUGUGGCUCUUCAGUGUUUAAUGCUCUGCCUGUGCCCCUUGUGUCUGUUGUGCAGGAGUCUUUUUGUGGUGGGGAGUUGAGCUGCUUGUGUCCCAAGAACCAUCGUGGAGGGAGGCUCUGAAAGUGCUGAAACAUUGAGAGCGCUGGCAUUCUGCACACACGCACGCCAGUGGCACUUUAUUUAUUUAUAUACCACUGUCUCAUAAAUAUCAGAACAUUGCACAGGGGCUGAGCAGAGUGGGGACCAUUAAAAGCAGAACUUGCAGUACAGAGGGUCCUUAGAAAGAGAUUUUGUUGACCUGGCUGGCUGGUUGAACUCUGUGUAGUAUUUUAGUGGCUCUGUAAGCUGCACUUCCUGCUCGUUUGCAGCCCCAGGCUUUCUUUAGAUGCAAAACUGGAUUGAGCAGGCAUGAUGCGUGGAGUUGAAAGGGCUAAAGAGUCUGUGGGAAAUUAUGGGUAUUUCUGAGUUUCAUUUAACAAGGCUAGUUGAGGAGCAGCAUACUUUUGCUACACUCUGGUUUCCAUUGAAAGCUGGGGCUUACUAGUUUAGAUGUUUUUGACCCUCACACAGAGCAACAGGCACAGUGUAGCCCAUACUAAGCUGUUGUAUGUCCCAUUUGGUUUCAAUAGCAGCUAAGCUCAUGCUUAAUUCUCACCAGAUGAAAUUAAUGGGCACAAAGUGCUUUUGGCCUCAGUCACAACUGUGGUUGUGUAAUCUCUGUAUUAUGACUUCUUAAUGGUUACUGAUAUGACUGAAUAAUAUUCUAAUGCAGUAAUGGCCAAUUUCAUUAUAUGGGGUUUGGUUUUUCCCAAUCCAACUCCUUAGCAGUAGGAGCACUUAAACCAUCACCUGUUCUUGCAGCAGCCCACCUGGGGAGGGUCAGGCACCUGGUAGCUCACAUCUCUGCCUGGCAAAUGGCCCUACCAUUGGGGAAAGAGAGAGACCAUCUGAGUGCCUCAGCAGGGGGAUCUUCUCCUUUUGCAAAAAGGCACAUCUGUUGACUAGGAAAGAUGUGAAAUGUGACACUCUAUUAUGCUGGCCUUGGACCAGCUUCACAUAGGGAGGAAAUAUGCUGAUAAGAGGUUGAAAUGCAUUCUCAUUUUGUCGCUGUGUGGUCUUGCAGACAGACCAUGCUUUUGUUUUGUUUAAUUCUAUCUGAUUUCUUGCCACAGGAAUGGUUUAGGGGGUGAACUAGGGAAACAGCAAGAACUUUAAGGAUUAAGCUGCAUAUGGGGUUUAUAAAUUUCUUUUGUCUUAGCAGAAGAAAGCCAUUUAUUUAUUUAUUUAUUCAUUCAUUCAUUCAUCCAUCCAUCCAUCCAGUGAGUUGAGUGAUGCAAAGAGCAUUCGGGGUGGAGGGAAGGUCAUCUUUGGAAGAGGAGAGGUUGUUGGAAUCAGGUAUUGAGGCUGUUGUAGUUUUGAGAAAGCCUUUCCUUUUUCAUACAUUCUGAUGGGAUGGAGAAGCUCUGGAAGGAAGAGUGGAGGAAUGGUGUGAAAUGUCAUCCUGCCCAAGUUGACAUGUUUUAUUUCAAUGCAGAAAGAACAGAAAAGUUGCCCAUGGGGUCUAUCAAGAACGUGGUGAGUGAACCUAUCGAAGGACAUGAGGAUUAUCACAUGAUGGUAAGGAAUGGUCCUCUGCAAAUACUGCACCUGAACUUUUUCAGAUGUUAAGCCUAGGGUUUCAGGAGAAGACUACAUUCCUAUGAGCAAAAGCAGUCAGCAUAAGGGCUAAUUCAGAGAGAAGCCUUUCUUCCUUCUGUACCCUUCAUGCAGCACUCUCCAUAGAGAGGAUCAUAUUCCCUGCUUUUUACCCUGCAAGAAGACUCAUCAUUCAGUGAACUCCUGUCUGCCUCUCUUCUAUUUUCUACGGAGGAAGUACUUCUCCCUUCAGUGGACAGAAACACACAGGGGCACAGGGCCUCUACUUACAUAACAAUCUCAUUAACUUUUUGGUUUAUUUGCCACUUGAAAGGAGAGUUUAUGCGUCUCCUUCUCUUUCCUCCUCUCACAAAUAGAACUGAAGUUGGUGUUAAGUGAGGACCAAGGGGUGUGUUUGUGGCCCUCUGGAUGUUUCUGAACUACAACUCCCAUCAGCUAGCAUGGCCAGCGGUCAAGAAGGAUGAUCAUGGUGGGAGUUGUAGUACAGUUUAGUUGCAGCAGCUGACUGGUUUGCACAAGUGCAGGAGUAAAUAAUUGAAGCAGAACACCUGGGGCAGGGGGGAGGCGCAGUGUGUGAGCACAGAGCUCAUUCCCGAAGCACCAAACCGUGAUUUGGCUUUUAUAUUCAAAAGUCUGAGCCCAGUUGGCAAAAUGCAUAAUGUCUCUGCGUGUGAACAAAGUAGUAUCCGGCUUGCUGGAGGCAAGCCAAUACUCUCUGCCUCAACUACUUUGUCUAUAAUAUGGAGAUGCUGGUGUUAGUGAUGGCCUACAUUGCUUGGUUGUUGCAAGGGUUUGGGGAUAAUGUACAUGAAAUACUUUGAACACCCGAAUAUGUAUAAACAGAAAGUGUCUGAUACCAGUUGCUGAAAACCACAGGAGGAGAGAGUGCUCUUGUGCUCAAAUCCUGCUUGUGUGUUUCCCAAAAGAGGCAUCUGCUUCACUACUAGAAGAACAGAAUGCUGAACUAGAUGGGCCAUUGGCCUGAUCCAGCAGGCUUUUCUUAUAUUCAAUGUUUUGAGAGAGAACUGCUGCUCCUCAGGAAACUGCUGAAUCUGGCUUGGUCCCAGUGUUAAAUGAGGUGGCCAUAGUUUGAGAGACCUUAAUCCUGAGCAUCCUGUUCUUCUUUUCCCACAUCUUCCAGGCCUUCCAGCUGGGUCCUACUGAAGCCUCUUACUACUGGGUCUAUUGGGUGCCUACUCAAUACGUGGAUGCCAUCAAGGACACAGUGCUGGGGAAGUGGCAGUAUUUUUGAAGGCACGCUCACCUCUGGCACUGGAGACUGACAUGAACCUAAGGACACUGCUAGGAGAGGCCUGGACAUGGGUCGUCCUGGAACUUCUUAUCGAUACGAUCUCAAAGAGGCCUGGGAGGACGCCAGAGGUGGGGAUCUCUCGCCAUUAGUUUAUUUUUAACUUAAAAAGUGCAGCAGCAGCCUUUGUUUGGCAGCCCAGCUUCAACCAUAUUUAAAAACAAAAAGCAAAUAUGAUGGAAAUCAAUAAACCUUAAUUCACAAACCACUGUGUGUAAUACACUUUAACUGUGCCAGGUGUAGUAGCCCUUCUGGUUUUCUGUUUCUGCAAGGAGAAAAACGCUGACACACCGCUGAGGAUUUUCUACAUGAUUUGGACAAGAGACAGAUAUUUUCGUAACUCUUCAUUAACAAGCGUUAUGGUUUGUUUUGAGGUAUGCGCUUGUGACUGGGAGCUUGAGAAGUAGGUUUCUCUCUCUCCUUUUUAAUACUAAAAGAAAACUUUUAAAUGGUAUGCAAACUUGGGGUUUCAGAAGCCAUAUCUUCCUUGUCCUUAAGUUUCCUGGUAGCUUUUCUGGUAGCAAAAUGGGACAACUCUCACUCUUAACCCAAAGAUGCUUGACUCCCUUUUCAGAUGCUGGCAAUGAUUCUUUAGUGGAGUUUUUCAUGCCUGUUACUGAGAGGAAGGAAGCUUAAUAAUGCAGGAGGCUUGCAGCCAUGCUGGACUGUUGCUUACUCUGUUCUGUGUUCUGCCAUUCUCUCUUUCUCCCUUUCUGCUACCAUUAUUAGGGGGAUCUAGACUGCCUUAAGAAGCAUUUCUUGGCUAUCCCUGUUGUUACCGAGAAUUACUUUGCAGCUAGCUUGUGGGUUUGUUAUCUCUUGUUUUACGUAUAACAUUUGCUCUGCAUCCAGACCGCAUCCAGUAUCACCCCAGCAUCAGUGGGGCUUCUGAAUGUGUGUACAGUCACACAGCUGCCUCAAUGUGCUCAGAAGGGAGGUCCCUCCCUGUGUUCAAAGAAGAGACACGGCUGGUCUGUGUGAACAUACGUGCUCUCCUGUGCAUUCUAGAGAUGCUGGGUUUGCAGCUGUUAUCCACAGCAAGAGAGCACAUUCUUCACACCCUUUAAUAUGAGGUUAGUGGCAUUGUCAAAUGUUUUAGCAACUUUUCCAUAAAACGGUGGUUAAAAUUGAACAAAGUGGUAGUCACUUGCUUUUUGUUCAUUAUACCAGAACUCUGGUCCACUGCAUGGCCUGUGGAAGACACGAAUUUGCUUUAGAAUACAGGUUUUUUCUGUUUGGUGCUCUUUAUAUCAUGUUUUCAGCUGAGCAAGUAGCUGGCCAUCACCCUGUUCCUUGGCCCACUUGGGGGACCCUCAGGUGUCCUUGUACCCUAUCUUCCAAGCAGGUGUUCCUUGAGUCUUUGCCUAGGUGAACUUGGAGUGUGGCUUAACAUCAUGAUUUGCAUUGAUCCUGGUAGGAACUGAACCAGAAUGAACUGUCAUUCCAGCCUAGCUCAUUCAGGAUAAGUUCCCUGGGGUUCAUGUUUUUUAAGAACAAUUCAGACAAAUUGCAUCCAUAGACCUCCCUUGUUCAGUUGAGUUGGCCGUCUUAUUUUCUGCUGAGCUAUUGUAUAAAUCUUUUUGUGCCUGGUGGGGGCACAUUUCAAGAACCCUUGAAGUAAUUGUGACUUCUGUGCCAUCUAAUUUUUUGGAAGUGACCAGUCUGGUUUUGAUUAUUGAUUUCCCCACUCCUAAACAUCACCAGGUGUGUGAAUAGAGAUAUAUAAAACUUCAAAUGUUAAUGCCGUGGUUGGGUCAGGGCACGUUUUCCUGGAGAAAAAACAGGCAUUUGGAGAAAUUGAAAUUUAUGCAAUUCUUUCUUACCAAACCUAAACCCAAGGCUAUUAGUACUAACUAUCCUGCAUUUCAUUCAUGAAUCUAAGAAGUAUUGCAGCAGACUAUAAUCCUUCAAGUGCUACUUUCAAAGGCUUUUUAUUCAUCCUCCCAGUAGUAGAAAAAUAUUGCAUAACAGUUUUUUUAGUCUUUCCUCAAAUGCCAAGUUUUUACAGUAUCCCCACCCCCCCGAGUAUAUGUGUUAGGGUACCCAAUUAUUUUACACAUCUCUACUAGUAACUCAUAACUCCUACUGGCAACUAGUAACCAUAAAUACUUACAGAGUAAGGUUGGCUGCAAUUUUAGCAUUGGGAACGUAAGACGCUGUCAUACCAGUUGCUAGGAAUCGCAAGUGGUCAGAGGGCCGCUGCGCUCAUGUUCCUGCUUGGAGGUUUGCACAGGAAUUUGGUCAGCUGCUUUGAGAACAGGAUUGCACUAGAUGGGCAACCUUUGGCCAGACCUAAUGGACUUGUCCUCCAUUCACCAGAUCAGACAGUUGGUCUAUAUAGUUCAGUAUUUACACUGGCUGUGGCUGUCCAGGGUUUGAGGCAAGCGUCUUUCCAGCCUUAAUUGGCGGUGCCAUUGGGGGCUGAACUUGGAACCUUCUGCAUGCAAGGCAGACGUUGUACCACUUACAGCUCUUCUCCCUUCUCAUUUCCUCAUCCCAGGCUCCUUUGAAGGAACGCUGUCUUUUAACUACCUGUCUAUCAUGGUAUACUUCUCCUUAGUGCUGUAGUUCAAUUCAAGGGUCGUUUGCCUCUGGUUUUCUUUGAUCCCUGUGGUGCCCAUCGUGAGCAUCCUUUGUUGUGCAUGGAGGGUGAGCCUCAGUCUGAGCUUUAGCUGCACCUGAAAACAUCCCUGGCCCAGGUCUGUACCUCCUGGAUUAGAAGACUACUUGAUGUGAGCAUUUCUAAACAUUAGAGAUCUGGUGUCAAUGUCACCUGUCUUCUGCAAACGUGUAUCCCUGUCUGUUCCAUUUCCAUGAAAGUGACCUUACGGGAUGCAUCCACACAAAUAAUUACAACUAGUAUUGAGGUUGUCUGUGCUUUAGGGGACGAGUGGGAAGCUGUAAGAAGGUGUUUGCCUUACAUCUGUAUUGUUGACAGCUGUUUAGGAGCAGGAGUCCCUUUCCCCCCACAAGGGGGACUAUACCGAGUGAUGCUCAGGUGGCGCAGGGGCAGAAGAGGUCACUCUCUUUUGGUCUUUCUCUUUUGGUCUGCUUUCUAGAGAGGUCCUGCUUUAGGAGAACAGGAGGGACAUCAGAGCACUUUGAGGGUUUCAGUAGCUAUGUUCUCUCUCCAAAGUUGGUGGCAGUAUGCCUGUGAAUAUCAGUUUCUGGGAAUUGUGAGUGAGUGAAGUGUUGUUGCUCUCAAUUCCUGGUUGUGGGCUUCCCUUUGGGGUAUAUGAUUGGCCUCCGUGAGAACAUGAGGCUGGACUUGAUGGGCCCCCUUGGUCCUGAUCCAGCAUCCUGGUUCCUCUUAAUGUUCUUAUAUUGAAGGUAGUGGCUAAUUGUGACAAGUGGAAGGGAGUCUGACAUGUGCAAUACCAAACUGUUUGGCUGUUCGCUCCAGCUCCUUCCCGCAAGUGCUUCAACCCACCUUCUCAAGGAGUAUGGCUUCUCUCUAGAAGGCAGAGCAACAAUACAAGUAAAUGGCAUAGGAGUCCUGACAGUGGGUUGCUUGCUUCCUUGUGUACAAGGGCAGCUGAAGGUUUCCAAAGGACUUGCGCCAGGCUGGUUUCUCUCCAAAAUUAACAUUAAAGUGGUUCAAAUCUUUCCCAGGAACAUGCAGUUUAAAAGUGACUAUGUACUUGCAAAUUUCCAAGUGCUUCCUAUUUGUGCAGCACAAUUUGUAACGGGCCAUAAGUGCAGAUAACGUGGUUGACAUGGUCUGUCCUUUUAUAAGAUGAUGUGCUGAUGCUUUCAGUUGCCUUCCAGUCUUUAUAUGUGAAGGGCAUGUCUGCAUAAUUGGGGAUGUGGGGAAACAUCUGCAUGGAAUAGGUAAAUGAUUUCUAGGUUCAAGCAUCUGUUGUCUUUUUCUCUCUCUAGAAGCAAGCCACAAAUUCUUAGUCUCCAGUCUUCCUCAAGGCUCAACCAUUUUUCAAAAAUUUAUCUGCAUCAUGGGCUAAUGCCUUCGGAGCCCAGGGGACUUACUCAGCCCAAGCCUAAAGAUCCAUCUGAACUUUUAACAUCUGCAUUGUGGCUUUGUUUGAGCCACGCCCUCAUUGAACUUAGUCCCACAACCUGUGUUUAGUGCCAAGACGAAAGCCUUGGAAAUUGAGAAGUAAAGAAAAUAUAAGCAAUUACCUCUGAGUAUAAGCAGAGUGCCUUUCUCUUAACCUGUCAGGCUCCUCUUCUCUCUCCUUCCACCUCCCCCAACACACCUGGGACGCUGUAUCCAACAUCAGCUGUAACUCAGAGCAAACCCAUUGAAAUCAAAAGACCACAUGUCCAUUACUUUCAACGGGCCUCCUCUGAGUACAGUUAACAUUGGAGCCAACCCUUGGGGUUAUCAGGCAAGAUUCCCUAGUGAGAGGGCUAGAGCUUCAGCUUGGCUUGAGUUCUUAUUCUGAUCUUUAGGCAUUUGGAAUGCAGCUCCAGCCCCACUUGAGCCUUUAUGAACGAUUCCACCUUUGAUCCUGGAGGCAGCUCUUGCUUCAGGUACUGACUACGAACAAGCAGCUUUUUCAAGCUUGCUGCGUAUUCACAACAUCCUGCUGUGUCUUUUUCAGUCCAUGUGUGUAUCUGUACCCCUCUGUGAUUCCUUCCUUGCAGGGGGUUGAACUAGGUGUCCCUUGGGGUGCAUUCCAUCUCUACAGUUCUAUGAUUCUAUCACUAUUCAAUUGAACACAUUUUGAUAGCAGUGUGGCUGACCCUUGUAGGUGCUGGUAGUUGCAGUCCAAAACUGCUGGAAAGCGCCAGCUUGCGGAAGAAUACCUAAUCUGACAACUCGUUGCACCCCAUGUGCUUAGGAGAGGGGGACUUGAGUUUCCUCCAGCAUGCCAAUAUUAAUUGGGUUUCUGUGCAAGAGAGGGGCAGCCACAUUGAUGCAGAAGGCUGAACUGGACGGCCUCAGUAGAACUGGCUUCCUAAUGCUGCUGGUGUUUUUGUUUUCCCCCUUCAUUGUCUGCCCUGUCCUGCUGCCUGAGAUAUCUUUCUUUGCCUCUGCUUGCUUCCAAACUGCAAUCCCUUUCUGUGAGGGAGUGUCUUUCUGCAGCUUGAAAGCAUCGCUGCUUAAAAGCCUCCCUGGUGCCAUGUUUACAUGCAGGUUAUAUUCAGAUCAUUUAAUGAGCCUGUUGGAAAACAUUUGCUUGUGUGUGUACCUUCUUAAAGUGUCUCUGAGUGGAAAAUGAGGUGUCUCUUCUUAGUGGAAGGAAAUAUCGAAGGACUUGACUUUAGAUUACAGGUGCUGCUUUGGACUGCUUAUUAGGGAAGGCUUCAGCAGACACAAAGAAGUGGGUGGGUGUUCCCCUGUGGGUAUUUUUUAAUGAAAAAACCACCUUGGGAGCAUAUCUCCGUUCACCACUCCCAUGAUCUCCAUCCUUUUUGAGGCAGAUUUUCAGUUCUUUUUUAAAAAAAAAAACUGCCAGGAGAAAAAAAACCCAUAGCCUCAUGUUUUCCCCUGCUUUCCCCAACCACGUAUAUUCCUGAUGUUUUGGACUACAGCAUCAAUCAGCCCUAGCCAUCAUGGGAGAUGUUUAAAACAUCUGGAUGACCUCUGGUUGGGAAAGGCAUUUGUCUCAGUCUCAUGGAGCAGAAACAUCCCAUGUAAUGCUGGUGAUUAGGAAAUUACUCUGCAUUUGGUGCCUAGGAAACGGGGGUGGUGUUCCAGGGCUAAUCUUGCUCUUGCUGAGUUGUUGAUUUUCUUUCCAUUUUCUUAACCAGGGCCAAAAAUCUAGGUUCUGUUGUGCAAUGCAUUUCUCCCACCCAAGGUGCCAUAUUUGGAGAACUCUCCUCCUCCAGACUUGCAGCCAUAGGGAACCUCAAUAUGCCCUUCUCCCAGCACGGACACAUGCUAGCUGUUUGGUCUUACAGGACAGGCUUUCACCACUUGCCCUCCUCCCUCCUAGUCUCCCAGACCUUCCAACAGACAAGAAUGACCUGCCCACAUCAUGCCCACCCCUUGUGGGCAGCUUCACAAGCAAAUGGAGCGCCCAAGAAGGGCCCAAGCAGUGAAAGCAGCCAGCUGGGGUGUGGUUGGCAUGCACAUGUACACACAGACCUGUUUAACACUGGUAUGGAUGCAUUUCAGGGGCUGGGAUCUUGGUGUUCAGUAUCAGGAAAUCUUCCAUCUCCCCCAGUAUCCCUUGUGUGAAGAGUUGCCCUGUGCUGGGGUGAAUUUCUCUUGCGCCAUCAUGUGCCUGCCCUCUGAAUCUUAGCCAGUUCCUUGCAUGGACAGAAGCUAGGCAGGCAGUGUGUCUAUCCCAAAUAGCCCAGCCUGAUUCACCCUCAUCCCAGGUCCUCUGCAGAGCAGCAGUUUAUCAUUUCCAGGGCCGGUUAUGGGAACAGGAAGGCAUGAAUGAGGCUGGGUGAACAUUAAGUCUUAGACGUGCACUGCUGAAAUAUUUUUAAGUGUAACUUUGUCCGGCAAUUAUUCUCCUUGUUCUAUUCUGUAAGAUCAAUCAGUCUUGUCAAUUAAACUUUGAUAAUGAACACU
This is a messenger RNA of Podarcis lilfordi (Lilford's wall lizard), 12363 nucleotides long. NCBI's taxonomy places the organism in Eukaryota, Metazoa, Chordata, Lepidosauria, Squamata, Lacertidae. The record is from the annotation of a GenBank genome assembly.